Molecule: messenger RNA, 1823 nt
Organism: Myzus persicae (green peach aphid)
Lineage: Eukaryota; Metazoa; Arthropoda; Insecta; Hemiptera; Aphididae
Gene: Rad9
Product: cell cycle checkpoint control protein RAD9A
Exons: 7
Coding region: 445-1686 (413 amino acids)
Biological process (GO): DNA repair; DNA replication checkpoint signaling; mitotic intra-S DNA damage checkpoint signaling
Cellular component (GO): checkpoint clamp complex
Source: RefSeq, a predicted model, not a curated record
GAUAAGUGAUAAGUGAUAACACUAAAAAUCAACAUUUAGGAUAAUUUUGAGAUAUAUUUUGAAAUUUUCACCGCAAUUUCGUCGUUACGUUUGAUAGAUUUUGACAUAAACUAGGGUCAUCGACCAUCAAGAGAUCAACAGUUACGAUUGCUUGUUAUUUCUGAUGAGUGUUGAUGAGAAGUGUGUUCGGAGACGACCAAAUUUUGUUUGGGAUGGUAUAUGGUAUAUUUUGUUUGUUGCAGUUUCGUAAAAACAAUUAUGAGAUGUCCCAAAAUUUAGAUGACUGUGACGAGCCUUAAUCACUAUGAAAUUACUGCAAGAUCAUUUUGAGCAGCAAUAUAUCUGAAUAAAGAACCACAAAUAAUUUAGCAUUAAUUAUAUUAAUAUACUUACAUAUUCAAUGUUUUGUUUACAAUUAUAGUUUUAUCGCGAGCAUUGAAUACAAUGUGCCGCAUUGGAGAAGAUUUGUAUAUCGAGCCCAAUUCAACGCGAUUAGUUAUGCACACUACCAAUAGUUGGCAUACCGUAUAUGCAUGGUUUACAUUUGACUCGUCAUUCUUCUCUAGUUAUUAUUUUACUGAAGACGACGAACAAAACAGUGAAAAUUCAUUGAAAUGUAAAAUAUCACUCAAGUCAUGCAUUACAAUAUUCAAAUCUCCACAUUUAUCCCGCUGCUUAGAGUCAUGUCAUAUGGAAAUUAAAAGUAAUGCAGAUACAAUUACUAUUCAAUUGCGUUAUUCAAAUUUUUGUGUUAAAACUCAUUUGAUACCAGUACUAGAAUAUUCAGCAUUACAAGUGAAUCAAAAUGUUGAUACAAAUCAUGUACUCUGUAUUGAUUCAAAGGUGUUAUCAGCUGCUGUUAAACAUUUCCAAAACAGUGAAACCGACAUUACAUUAAUUGUAACUACUGAAAAAGUGAUAUUGAAAACCCACUCGGAAUCUUGUCGAGAUAUAAGACAAAUGUUAAGAACUGAAUUGAACUUGCAGUCAUCAGAAUUUGAUAUAUAUGAUGUUGGUGAAGGCUGUUGUAUUACAUUUUCUCUUAAAGAAAUACGACCACUGUUGGCUUUCGCAGAGCACAUGACAUUACCAGUGAUUAUUCGUUUUAGUUCUCCUGGAAUGCCUAUGGUAUUUGGACUUAAAAAAGGCUUGACAUUUGAAAGCCAGUACAUAUUAUCAACAAUGAAUGAUAAUGCGUUAUCUGGAGAUUCUAAUUCCAUACGUUUACAUAUAAAUGCCAUCGACAACACUCAGAGUAGUAAUGAGCAACCAGAAAAUCUGUUACCCAAUAUAAAUCGAACUCAAAUGGCAAGUUCUAGCUUACGAACUCCUAUGCGAGUACAAGUUGAGUAUCCAGAUAGUAUUUCAAGAAAACGGAAACAUCCGUCAACCAGUCAACAACCGCCAAAAAUAGCCAAUUCAGUUAGUUCUAUUUCAGUAAUUGAGCAGUUCAGAGAAGAAUGUUUAGAAGAAGAUGUUUUAUUAUCUCAGGUUGCUGACUACCAUAUCAAUGAUGAAUCAAAUAAAGCAAAUGUGAACAAGGAUAAUAAUUUUACACAAGAAUUUUCUGAUACUGCACUUGUAUUUGCCAGAUGUCAUUCGUUGCCUAUAAGAAAUUCCCCUAUUAAAGGAAAGGGAAAAGUUCUGGUGUAUGAUUCAGAUGGACUUAUAGAUGAUUCUGAUUAGAAUUGAUUUAAUUAGUGUACACAAUAAUCAUUAGGAAAUAAACUUAAACUAAUUUAUUUCUUCAUUGGCUGCUCAAGUUGUAUGUUCAAAAUUUUGUUAAAUAAGCUAUAAAAUAUAAUUUCAUUGUAAAUAAUUAA